This is a messenger RNA of Paramuricea clavata, 2275 nucleotides long. The record is from the annotation of a GenBank genome assembly. Lineage: Eukaryota; Metazoa; Cnidaria; Anthozoa; Malacalcyonacea; Plexauridae.
AUGUCGUUGAUGAAGCGAUAUUCGCGAGAAAAGGCUCGGUCCCGUCGUGGUCGCAUUUCCUCCUUGGAGAAUACUUUGUAUCACCUUAGUCGCCGCGAACAGAAUGGUGAUGAUGUGGCUCGUUUCAUUAAGGAAACCAAAGAUCUUCUUGAGCUUGAACACCAGCAUCGUGCAGAUGGGGCUAAGCUUCGUGCUAAGGAACAAUGGGCAGAAGAGGGUGAAUCGUCAUAGUCUUAUUUUUUCCGUCUUGAAAAGUCUCGUGCCAUCCGUAAGUUAUUCACUGGAAUUCCGAAUGCGCAAGGAGUUGUUGUCCAUUCUGUUUCAGCUAUUAUUCGUGUCUGGUGUCUUUUUUAUGUGCAAUUGUUUACCGCCUGUAUUCUUGCUCCAUUGAUAUUCUUGCUCCAUUGAUAUUACUCCUGCUGAAUGUCUUGCGGCCCUUAACAGUUUUCGUAAUAACAAGACGCCUGGCAUUGAUGGUUUGCCUUAUGGAUUUUAUAAGUGUUUUGGGGAUGUUCUUAUGACUGUUUUGUACAAGGCUCAUUGUCAUUUACACAGCAUACUGGACUCAUUUCCUUGCUUUAUACGAAGCAUGAUAAGCUGGACACUAAGAAUUGGCGCCCUAUUUCUUUGUUGUGCACGGAUUACAAGAUCUUGGCCAAAGUUUUGACCAAUCGUCUGAAAUCCGUCAUCUCUUCGGUCGUUUCAUCUUCCCAAACCUGUGGUGUUCCUGGUCGUUUUUCUAGUGAAAGUGUUCGUCUCCUCCAGGAUAUUAUCAAUCAUUCAAAUGGCAAUGACAUUGGUGGUGCUCUGAUUUCACUUGAUCAGGAAAAGGCUUUGGACUGGUCGUUUGUGCAACGUGUUUUGGUGAAAAUGAACUUUGGUCUUUUGUUUCGGUCUUGGGUGCAGUUGCUGUAUUCUGGCAUUUCUUCCCAUGUCCUUGUCAAUGGUUUCACCAGUGAAGCAUUUCGUGUGUCGCGGGGUGUUCGUCAAGGUUGUCCAUUAUCGCCUCUGCUUUACAUUUUAGUUGCUGAAACUGUUUCUAGUGCUAUUAAAAAGGAUCCUCACAUUGAUGGUAUUGUUUUGCCUGAUGGUCCAUGUGUUAAGCUUUUCCAAUAUGCCGAUGACACAAGUAUUUUGGUGCGUUCAUAUCAAGCCCUCCUCUCUGUGUUCUCCCUCUUCGCGCGGUAUGAGAAAGCUUCUGGUGCGAAACUUAACGUGGGCACGAGUCAUGGCUUGUUAUUUGGUUCCUGGCGUACUCGUCUGGACUUGCCUGUUCCAUUGAAUUGGAGUAAUGUCGCUAUCACUGUUCUUGGCUGUCGCCUGGGUAAUGAUGAUGCAGUUGACUGGAAUUCGUUGAUUGAACGUUUUGAGGGUAAACUUUGUUUAUGGAAGCAACGCCAGCUGACCUUUUGUGGCCGUUCCUUGAUUGUCAAUAUGCUUGGGUUGUCCAUUUUCUGGUAUCAAGCUACCAUCUUUGACAUGCCGAAAACUGUAAUAUUUCGUAUCAAUAAACUCUUGUUCCCCUUUGUAUGGGGUAAGAAACGUGAAUGGAUGGCUCGAUCUUCCGUCUCGCAGCCGUUGGCACAAGGUGGUCUUGGCAUUGUGGAUGUCUCAUGUAAGUUAGCAUCUCUUCGGGCUGUUUGGCUUCGGCGGAUUUUUCUCAAUGCCCACAUUCUUGGACAGUAUUUUUCAAUUUCUAUGUGUCUAUGCAUUUUGGUCAACCUGUUCGUGAUGUUCUUGUGCGUGAUCAUAUCACUGCGUACUGGGUAAAGAAACUUCCCUCUUUCUAUGCUGACCUUAUUCGGGCUUGGUUGGCUCUUCGUGGUAAACAAGAUUCUGGUGAAUGGGUGAUCCCUCGUCCAUCUGCUGAUCCUCUUCCCAUUAGCGAAUUGACUGCCAGUAUCGGUUACACGUUCCUUUUGUGUCUGCGACAUGUUGAUCAUCGUUCCGUGGCUAAAUUCCGUGAUCACAGUCUCUCUGUCCAGUGGCCUGAAGUCUGGGCUAGCCUUCGUCUGUGGAGAUUCAUCCAUGCCGUGCAAGAUACAUCCUGGUUGUCUUUUCAUGGCAUUCUUCCCACAGCAGACCGUUUGACUCGUUUUGGCAUGCAUGUUGAUCCUCCGUGUUUUUGUGUUCAGCCCGAGAAUUUAUUACAUUUGUUCACAUCUUGUCACUUCGCGCUGGCCGUUCUGGAUUGGUUCCUGAUUCAGUUUCGUAAGUUCAACCCAUCGGUAACUUCUAUUCCUGCCAGUACCAUUUUAUUUGGCUUUCCCUCCAG